CGAUGUGAAUACUGUUAUUAAUUUUCAAAUUGUUUGUGUUGUUAUUCUGUUGUAGCCACUCUCCAGGUGAUGUCCUUAUGGUACAGCCAAGUAAUCUACAUGAUGUUGUACAAGAAUUUAUCAAUCAUUUAUCACUUCAAUGGGACCAAACAUUCUACCUUGAACAGAAUGAUCCAGAUCUACCUGUUCCACACCAGCUUCCUCAGCCAUGCUCCAUUCAGCAUCUUGUGGAACAUUAUUUAGACAUCCAAGGUGUUCCAAGAAGAUACUUCUUUGAGCUUCUUUCCCAUUUCACAAGUUCAGACCUGGAAAAGGAAAAACUUCUAGAGUUUUGCUCUGCAGAAGGUCAGGUACAAGCAAAGUUUGCUGUAUUUAACUGGUAACAAAAAGUUGU
Molecule: messenger RNA, 394 nt
Organism: Stylophora pistillata
Lineage: Eukaryota; Metazoa; Cnidaria; Anthozoa; Scleractinia; Pocilloporidae
Product: NADPH-dependent diflavin oxidoreductase 1-like
Source: RefSeq, a predicted model, not a curated record